Myxocyprinus asiaticus (Chinese sucker) is the source of this 6308-nucleotide messenger RNA. Its product is annotated as SH2 domain-containing adapter protein F-like. The coding region runs from base 181 to 1707 and encodes 508 amino acids. The record is from RefSeq and is a predicted model, not a curated record. Gene Ontology annotation, molecular function: phosphotyrosine residue binding. NCBI's taxonomy places the organism in Eukaryota, Metazoa, Chordata, Actinopteri, Cypriniformes, Catostomidae. The transcript has 8 exons.
UCGCGCACCACGGAGUUUCACCAAACAGAAAGUGAUAGAGGUCGGGAAACAGGCACCUCUCGCCGCCGGAGCGGAGAAACACAACACAGACACGUUUCAGAAGGGUCACAGACACUCUACAAAGGGAAACUGGUAGGGAUAUAUAUCUUUUUACGGAGUUUUGAGCAAUGCGCUGGCAGCAUGGCCAGAUGGUUCAAGGAGCACCUGGGAUUCAAAACCACCAAAGCCCCACCACCGGCGCCCCCGAAACCGGACUACCGACACUUCCACACCACUGUAUCCAGUCCGCCUGGAUACCAACUCCACCAGCAGCAGCAGCUGCAGCAGCAGACGAGCACCGGGUUAAUGUCCGCUCAGCCAGACAUCCUUACCGCCUACAAACUCCGGAAGGAGCUGGACUUCGAGGAUCCGUACACGGGCGGUGGAAAUAUCCCCUUCUCCACGGGACUUAGUUCAACGGGCUCCCCGGACGUCAAGUACGUGUCCCCGAAACACCGGCUCAUAAAGGUAGAUACUAUAGAGAGGAGCUGCUCAAGUUCGGGCAGCAGUAGCGGGGUGACGGCGGUCAAAUCACCCACUUCUCCACCAGCCGAACCCGAGAACGGCCACAGCAGCAGCAGUAGUAAACAGGAGAAGCUCGCCAUUGUAGAGGACUAUGCGGACCCUUUUGAUGCAGCGGAUCAGGCUGGCGGCACCCAGACAGUCACAGAAAAGCCAACGGAGAAUGAUGGCUACAUGGAGCCGUACGAGGCCCAAAAAAUGAUGGCUGAAAUCCGAGGUGGUCGUGGUCCUAAAGAUGGUCCAGUUCGGCAGCUACCUCUAUACGACACCCCCUAUGAGCCAGAGGAGAAUGGAGGACACCUGGAUGGAGGCCGGUGUUCUCGUGAGAGCAGACUACCCCAGGACGAUGAGAGGCCACCAGAGGAGUACGACCAGCCUUGGGAGUGGAAGAAAGAUCGAAUAUCUAAAGCCUUUGCAGCACUACUUUGUUAUGACUGCAUUAGUAAUGAGGACUCAACCAGAGGAGCAACCAGAAUAGAUGCCAACAUCUCUAGAUCCCCUAAAGUAGAGAUUAAAGUGAUAAAGGAUCUGCCCUGGCCUCCUCCGGUUGGGCAGCUCAACACCAGUCCUCCUAUAAUGGAGGUGGUGGAGGCUCCGUCCCCGCCUGACCAGUCCUUGCCAGGACAGACCACGACAGCAACAGCCUGUGACCAGCACCAACAUGUGCAGUUUGACGGUAUGGAAAAGUCCAGAAUGUCACCCACUAAAGAGGUGAAAUCCCGACCACUGCAGCGUCACUCCAGCGGUUGCCUGGUCAACACUAAGAUGAGCUCACUAGAUCACAGCACACCCACAGUUGGCGAGCGCAUAGACCCCUCCAUGCCCCUGGAGAGUCAGUUCUGGUAUCAUGGUGCGAUUAGCCGGACUGACGCAGAGUCUGUGCUGAGGUUAUGUAAAGAGGCCAGUUAUCUCGUGAGAAACAGUGAGACCAGUAAGAAUGACUUCUCCCUCUCACUCAAGAGCAGUCAAGGUUUCAUGCAUAUGAAGCUGUCUAGGACCAAAGACAAUAAGUACGUACUGGGUCAGAACAGCUGCCUGUUUGACAGUGUACCCGAGAUCAUCUACUUUUACUCCAGUCGCAAACUACCAAUCAAAGGAGCUGAACACAUGUCCCUGCUUUACCCUGUGGCCAUACGGACACUAUAGUAGCACUUUACAGCAGGACAGCUAAUGCAGUCAUUCAUAAAUGCUUAAAAAACACUAAAGAAUAUGUCAUACAACAUUGGAUACAGACUACUUUGUGAGGAAAAUGAUUGUCUUCUGUUUCCUUCAUAAUAACUCAUGUUGGAUCUUAUAAGCUUGUUAUAAACAUUUAAUAACAUGAGUUUGGGUGUUUAUUAAGCAUUAAUAAAUGGUGACAAAGAACCAUCAUUAUAUUUAAGUGCUACUGAAUUCCCAGAGGCAAAAAGGGAGAUUGCUUGAUCCCAAUUCAGCUCGCCUGAGUUCAAUGGACUAAUGGAGUAGGAUUGACUAGAGUACAGAAGAAAAUAACUUCUUUGCAGCAUUACCUACUCAAACAUGCCUUCUCCCUAAACCCAUACAUGUUCACUCCCUCUUUCUUCACAUAAGUGGAUCUUUAGUCAUAGACUGUCUAAAUAUUUGGAUGAUGUCUCACUAGCUGGCUUGUGCUAGUUCUGUUUCUACUACCGAUUUCUGUAUCUCAAAACACAUAAAUCACAUACAUGGACAUAGAGACUGAAUCCUAUUUUAAUUGCCAAAACAUCAUCAUCUGGACUUCCUGUCACUAUAUUGUUGUUUAUAUACAAUGUCAUGCGGGUUUGGUAUUUUUAUUAUUAUUAUUAUUGAACAAACAUUUUCAAACAAUACAGAAAAAGUAAAAUUCAGACAACUGAAACCAUUUACAGUUCUCAGUUAGACAGAUAUUCAGUGGCCCCAAAAAGUAUUUGGACACUUAAGCCACACUUAAAAACUUAUGAAUGUUGCAUGUGUAAUUUAUUUUAAAGGUAUACAACAAAAACACACUUUUUCAAGCAAUAAUAAUAAAUAAAGAAAAUAUUUGGGCAUUUUCUGGUUAUUGAACUUGUCCAUAGUUAAUGUGAAGAACAACACUCGUGGUUACCAGUGUUGGGUAAGUUACUCAGCAAAGUAAUGCACUACAAAUUAUUAAUCACUUCUAUAAAAUUGUAAUCAUAUUACUUUACUGAUUUCUAAAUUGAAAAAGUAAUUACAUUACUUACACCUGUGUAACCCAAGUAAUGUACUUAAAAGUUAUUAACUUAAUGUCAGUAACUGUAAUCUAAUUACUAGAAUUGAAAAUGUAGCAUGUUACACUACUUUUUAUACAAAGCAAUUUGAUUACAGUAACUAAUUAUUUGGUAAUCAGAUUACACCAAACACUGGCGGUUGAAUAACCAAUAGUAAAAAAAAGUUGCUUCUGAAAAAGGAUUCACUUGCUUUGUUUUAUGCUAUUUUAAUUGUGACUUAAAUGUCCAAAUACAUUUGUGCAAAAAGAGAAGUUCUGACUGAAAUUAACGUCACUCUUUCUACGUACUGUAGUUCUGAUCUUAGUGAACUUGUUCAACAGAUUAUAGCGAGGAAAAAACAAGGGUUGGUUAAAGACUCUGGAGAAGAAGAGAUGGAUGGUGCCAUUUAAGUGUACUUGGACAGGGCCAGCAUUUCAGAUAAUGUAGCAGACACUUGAUCUAGGUCACCCUACAGGGUAGAGAACUGGAUUGCAGUGUGUGGCCCUAUGUUUCUAAAUUGUGAAAAAGGACCUUUUUAAUUUAAGGGGGAAAAAAACUUGUCACUUUAUACUCCACCCAAGUUUAAGAUGAUCUCUACCAAGGAGAACAAAAUAUGCCUGUAUUGUCUACCUCAGAAAAUCAAUUUAAUUCAUCCAUCCACCGAUCAGUAAGGUACAAUAACGUUACAUAUAUUGAUACAUUUGACUCAUCCCAUUCUGUCAUCUUAAAUUUUGCCUUUUGGUUUAGGAAUAGCUUCUUUAUCCAAACGCAAUAAAAAGCUGUUCUGUUUGUGUGUUCGCUUGAGGUUGUGGUUUGACCAUCAGUUAUAUGGAAAGUCACUCUGUACUGUAGUGUGAUGCCAGUGACUUCUGUUUGGUUAAAGCCUUUUACAGUAAAUGCAUGGUUUGAAAAAAAAAAAAAAAGACAACAUAGUAUGUCAAGUAUGUCAAACUGAUUUGCAAACAUUUGCCCUCAAUUACUGUUUUGUGGCUGUAAUUUAUUACUGAGAAAAAAAUAAUAAUAAUACUAUUGCUGAUGUUUAAGUCCUAGGCUACUAAGACUCUCUGUGUGCCAUAUAUCUGACCUUACAUUUCUUUGUAAUCGUCCCCCAUCUAAAGACUGAUACUUUGAUUGGAGCAUUAUUUGCCAUGGUAACCAGUUCAGCCAAUCAGAUUACAGCUUUGUCAACAGAUCUCCCCUGCCCCUAUUUUUGACCAAGUUUUCCCAGUCUGCCAUCACCCAGCAGUUUCUUUGUGCAUUUUUCUCCUAUGUAUGUAAACAUAAUAAUGCAAAUUGCAAUUUUGGUACAGCCUUUGAAAUUAAAGCCUGUGUAUUUAAUUAAAUGACUGGGGACAGAUGCUGCUGAGGUCCAAAAAUGACACAAAAUCUCUAAAAAGCUUUGUGUGAGAUAUAGACCGAAAACUUUGGUCUAAAAAAUAAAAAUAAAAAUCUUCCCCCAUGCCGUAGCUCUCAAAUCUCAUUCAAGUACAUGUAAAUAAGGUGCGUUAAGAUGCAUCAUACAUAUCAUACAAAAACAACUUUACAAUGUAGAGGUGACCCCAAAUUUUCAAUUAACUAUUGAACUAUUUCUUUAAAAGAUUUCAAAAGAAAAGCUAAAUAAGGUUUAGAGUAAAUCUGUAUGAAAUCAAGACUAUCAUCUAUUUGAACUCCAGCAUUUGUUCUUAGAUUAAAAUCUCCUUGACAUUGUUAAACCACAUACCACAACCCUUCACUAGAUAAUAUGUAAAACUAUUAAUGCUCUUGAUAGCAUCUCAUUGUUAAUGGCUAUUCAGCUCUUCCAGUCAUUCUGUAAUUAUUCAAACAAACCUAAAGGAAAUGGCUCUCAACUGCUCCAUCUCCAAUUCCCUCAAUCCCAGGGGUUCAAUGAAGAGGAGCAUGAUAUACAGAACAUGUCUUUCCUGGAAAUGCAUUUGUGUUGCUGUAGAGACAGACCCAGGGGAGAGCGCUCGCAGAGACAGGGAGGCUGUUUUUAGAUAGGUCAGUGCAGAUAUCUGUCUUGUCUGUCAGUAGAAACAUGCAUCCAUAAGCUUUAAUAAGCAAGCCAUGUGCCCAGGUUAUUACAGUGAGGCACUUGUGUGCUUUUCUGUGGAAGAAAAGGGAGUAAGAUUUGCCUAAUUCUAAAGGAAGAUGAAUGUAUACAUGUAAGGAGUUGUAAAGGCUUUGUAAAUGCAGAUAAAAGAAAGAAAAUGGUCAUUCUGUCUUUAUUUACUCACUCUCAUGUUGUUCCAAACCUGUAUGACCUAUUUUGGUCCAUGGAACACUUAGAGGAGAAGCUUAGCAGAGUGUCUGAGCUGCUCUCUUUAAUCCCAAUAAAAGUGGAUGGGAACCAGGGGCUUUCAAGAUCCAAAAUGGACUAAAUAAACAUAAAGCAUAUAUGAUACCUUUGUGUGGAGAACAGAAAAGUUGUAUGGAAAAGAACAGCUUGGACAUUCUAUAAAUAAUCUAAUAAUAAAUAACUUGUUUUGUGUUCCACAGAAGGAAGUCAUGUGGGUUUUAGAAUGACUUGUGUGUGAGUAAAUUGUGUUUUCAUUUUUGGGUGAACCAAGACAGUUUAAAGGUCCAUUAUGGGCAGAGCGACAAGAGAUAAGGGAUUUUAGACAAAUGUUUACAAAAGAGAUGUUGAAAGAGCUAAAUAAAAAUUAUAGUAAUUUAAAUGAAAUUAGAUUAAAUGAUUAUGAAAGUAGUUGAAAAGACAGACAAGGGUAAUAAAUGGGCUAAAAGAUGAGGAGAGCUGUAGAAAAGAUGACUGUUACAGUAUGAUGAUUGAAGGAUGAGGGAGGAGUAGGUAAGAGGGAGAGAAAAGAGGAGACAGCUUUGUCUCGGUGGAGAUCUGCGUUUGCAUCGCUCCACCCAUGUUGACAAGUGUUCUUGCAAAGGACACAAAGGAGGCGUGUGUGUGUGCACUGCUAUUUUUCAUUGCCUCAACUGAGUAUAAUUUUAAUAGGAUCUCAUCUCCUGGAUGUGUGUGCUGUUAUAUUUAAGAUGAUUUUUUUUUUCCCCAACUGUUAAAGUCUGCAUAGAAUGGGUUUGUGUACAUUUUCUUCCUGUGUAUGCACUAACAUGACAUACAGUACCUGUACAGUACCUCUCCGCCAAAUGUAUAUACUGAAUGUAUUGUUUGGGGACGUAGAGGCUUUGAGAUUCUGACAAAUAAAGUUAAUGGGUCUAACUUAACCGGGUGUUCUGUGUGAAAUAAUGCAGGGGACAUAAACUGCAAAUUCAACUUUUUUCAUUAUUGUGUCAUUUGUUAUGAUGUCAACAUAUUCUCCUCUACAUGAAUGGGUGACAUUUAUUUAUUUAAACAAAGACUUGUAUGUAGUACAUGGGUAGUUUUUUUUUUUUUUAAGCAUCAAUAUUUUAGGUCUAUCUGUGUAAGGUAAAGUAUAUUUAUGUGCUAUGACUGUUCUGUUACUGUUACUGUUCUGAUACUUUUUUAGCUUUUACAUGACACACUCGCUGUCACUGCUUGACAUUUCAUGCCAGCUAACCACAAGCAGAAUAUAAAAGACACAACUGUUCUUU